AGCGUCGGUUUCUUCCCUACAAAGACUCAUUUGAACUUACCACCGCAGAGCCAGAGCGCCAUAAAUAGUGCUGACAUGUGGCUGUGAUUUCACCAGAAGCAAGGGAAGGGUUAAAAAAAAAAAAAGAAGAAAGUCGGAUGCAAAGUGAACACAUAGAUUAUAGGAAAUUAAAGCCCGGCUGCUGGAUUACAGAGGCAUGAUUCCACCAGCAUAAGCAUCAAGAGGCCAGAUGGAGUGAGAACAAAAAUAUACUGUAUAUAUAUUUAUAUAUGUAUAGUUCGCUCUGCUUUGAAGAGAGCUACGAUUAGAUUGAAUAAUUUAAAUCUGAGCAUCAUCAGCAUCUUUUGGAGCCCCUGCGAGGACUCCAGAGGAUGAAGUGUGACUGCAGCAGGUCAUCAGUGAUGGGAUCCACUGUGCUCAUGCGCCACAAUCUGGAUUUGCUUCUCAUCUCCCUGCUCUGCACGUUCUGCCUGGCACAUGCAGACGAUGUCCUCACUAAAGAGGAGCAGAUAGCGCUACUGUUCAAAGCCAAGCGCAAGUGUGAAAGCAUCAAGUCGAGGCACAAAUUUCCCGAUGGCCACUGCGCGCCAGACUGGGAUGGCAUUGUGUGCUGGCCUGAAGGGGCUUCAGGAAAGCUGGUGUCCACCUCAUGCCCAGAGUACAUCUACGACUUCAACCAUCGAGGACGAGCUUACCGCCGCUGUGACAGCAACGGAACGUGGGAGAUCUCCACGGCCAACAACAAGACUUGGGCCAAUUACAGCGAAUGUGCCAAAUUCCUGUCCCAUUACAACCAGAGCCACGAGAAGGACGUCUUCCACCGCUUGUACCUCAUCUACACCGUGGGCUACUCCGUCUCUCUGGGGUCUCUCGUGGUGGCGGUGGUCAUCUUGGGAUAUUUCCGACGACUGCAUUGCACCAGGAACUACAUCCACAUGCAUCUGUUCGUGUCCUACAUGCUGAGAGCUGUCAGCAUCUUCGUGAAGGAUGUGGUGCUCUACUCGGGCUCCGCCUUGGAGGUGGAAGAGCGCGUCACUGUGGAAGACCUCAAGUCCAUCACCGAGGCUCCCCCGGCCAACAAAGCCCACUUUAUUGGCUGCAAGGCGGCCGUCACCUUGUUCAUGUACUUCCUGGCCACCAAUUACUACUGGAUCCUGGUGGAGGGUCUGUACCUGCACAGCCUCAUCUUCAUGACCUUCUUCUCGGACCGAAAGUACCUAUGGGGCUUCACUCUGAUCGGAUGGGGCGUGCCGGCUAUUUUUGUGAGCGUCUGGGCGACAGUGAGGGCCACUUUUGCAGACACAGAGUGUUGGGAUUUAAGCGCGGGUAAUUUGAAAUGGAUAUAUCAGGUGCCUAUUCUGGCAGCUGUUGUGGUCAAUUUUAUCUUAUUUCUGAACAUCAUUAGAGUCUUGGCAACCAAACUGCGAGAGACCAACGCCGGCAGGUGCGACACGAGGCAGCAGUACAGGAAACUGCUGAAGUCCACGCUGGUGCUGAUGCCGUUGUUUGGUGUGCACUACAUCAUAUUCAACGCCAUGCCCUACACAGAAGUUUCCGGAAUCCCCUGGCAGAUCCAGAUGCACUACGAGAUGCUCUUCAACUCCUUCCAGGGCUUCCUUGUAGCAAUCAUAUACUGCUUUUGCAACGGGGAGGUUCAAGCGGAGAUCAAGAAGUCGUGGAGCAGGCGGACUCUGGCGUUGGACUUCAAGAGGAAGGCGCGCAGUGGCAGCAACACGUACAGCUACGGGCCCAUGGUGUCGCACACCAGCGUCACCAACGUCACCGCCAGGGCGCCGCACGCUCUCCACCUCACCACCCGGCUGGGACCGGCGCCCGUCAACGGACACCGCAACCUGCCGGGAUACGUCAAGAAUGGCUCCGUGUCUGAGAACUCGGCGCCCUCGUCGGGCCAGCAGGAGCUCCACGCCGCUGAGGAGCAGCGCGGAGCGCCGCCUUUGCCGCCCAGCGAGGAAGAGGAGGAUAAGAAGCCUUCGCCUGUGGUGGAGGAGGAGAGAGAGACGGUCAUGUGACCUGUCACCGGGGACCGUCCUAAUAGCAGUGAAUGUCUGACAGUCUAAAAACAGACUGACAUUUUUUAUUUUUUUUUACUUUCUUUACAUCCACUGCCAUUGUGUUCUUGUGGAGACUGAAGUUGCCAGGAAACAGCCUUAAUCCACCUCCAAGGAGACGUGCGAGGAUUUGGUUUAAAAAGACGAGAAAAAUGAAAGGAAAGUUGCUCAGCGUGUUUUUUUUACUUUAAAUAUUAGGAAGCUUUUUUUUUUGUCCAUUGUGAACCUUUCUGCUAAUUAUUGGUCUGAAUGUGUCAAGAAUGACGCCCCCGACACCCGACUUUUUUGUUCCGCAACUUUCACACUUUGUGUCGUCGCUUCUGUUGCAAGUGGACCAAAAAAAAAAAAAAAGAUUUCAAAGAUCCAGUGCAAUCAUGCUGCUUAUUGAUGUACAUACGAGUCACAAUGUUUACAAAGACUUGAUAAUUGUGAGCUAAAGUUGUCGUCUUUUUGCUAAUAUUUUUGUGUAUAUAUGUUUUUGUUGUAUGGGACCAUAUGUACAGACGAGCAUGUAGACAUUCCGCCUGAGAUCUUAAAAAGCUGCCGCUGCACUUACAGUUUAUGGGAACUGCACCUUUUUUUAUUUUGCCUAUCAUUCACAAUCCUUAUGCAAGACAUGGUUUUCUUUUUUUAUGCAUUCUAAAUAUUAAAUAAAUGAAAGUCAACUUACAAGUCGCUGUAUUCUGCCUAUAAAGCCCUUAAAAAAACAUCCAAACACCUCCACAAGGGUUUUAUAUACAUGAUGUAAGUAUAUAUGUAAUGUGGUAGCAGGCACAUGGUUUUCUACACCAAAAUUCAUCUAUUGAUUCAACUUCUUCUUCUUCUCCAGAUUUUGGCACACUCUACCUUCCACAUUUUUCACCCGAUCCAAACCGUUCCAACUUCAAACUGUUCAAGCUAUUCGGGAAUCGCGGGUUUUUCAUGGACAAAAUCCAAAAAUUCCCAGAUUUCCCAGAAUUCCAGGUUUUCUGGGACAUUUUUCCCAUUCAAAAUGAAUUGGCCAUUUUUCAAACUUCCACCAUUUCCACAUUUUUCAACCGAUUAAAACCAGUCCACCUUCAACACAUUCCGCUCAUCCUGGACAUUUUUUAUUUCAAUUUAAUUUUUUCAAGUUUAAAAAAAUUUCAGGAAUUCCCAGAAUUCCCGUUUUUUUCAAACUCUUUUUUCUGGCGACAACUCCUUCCACAUUUUUUAACCCACUUCAACUGUCCAAACAUUCCUCUUAAUCAGGACCAAAAACUAAGUUGUUUUUCGAACUGGAAAAAUUCCCGGUUUUUCCGAAAUUCCAGGAAUUCCUUCAUACCAUUUCUCAAUUAAAAAUUUUACUACAACAUUUAUUGACCGAUUUGUAAAAUUCCAACACCAACCAUUUCAACUCAUUCAGGUCAUUCAAGUUUUUUACCGUUUUCCCAAAAAUUCCCGCUUUUCCCGAAAUUCCCAAAUUGUUGGGAAAUUCCCAUUGCAAUCAAUGGGACAUUCUUCAAAGUUCCACAACUCCCACAGUUUAUCUGAUUCAAAUCGUUCCAACUUCAAAAUAUUCAGCCUGUUUGGGAAUUGUGUGCUGUACUUAAACAAUUAUAAAAACAAUGUCCAGGAUUUCAGUUUAACGUCAACAUUGGAGUAUUCACACGCAAUUCUUUCAGGAAUUGCUUCAUCUAGUAUUUAUGUAAUAUUUUGAUCAUUUUAAGCAUACGGCACAUUAUUUUCAUAGAUGCCUCAGAAGGUUUACUUUUUCCUACGACAACAUCACUGAUACGACAACAUCCCUGAUUAAUACUCACUGCAGAUUUCAUGAGAUUCAACAAACAUAAAAACACAUCACUUACUGUACAAUGUCUGCUUUCACUGGGAUGCCGACUGCUAGGAUGUUCCUAUAUUCCUGUUUAGGUGAAAAAUUACUUAUAAUCCUCGCCAGAAAAAGGGCAGUUGAACCCAGCAUCUUUUCAUGUCCAUCCAUCCAUCCAUCCAUCCAUUUUCUACCUCUUAUUCCCUUUGGGGUCGCGGGGGGCGCUGUAGCCUAUCUCAGCUACAAUCGGGCGGAAGGCGGUGUACACCCUGGACAAGUCGCCAUCUCAUCGCAGUCUUUUCAUGUCUUUCUUGCCAAUUUCGGGUCUAAAUUGGAUGCCAAAGUUGAUUAACUUGUCGGAUUAUGUCCUCGGCCUUCUUCUUUCAAGGUGAGAGGCAUUAUUUAUGCUCUAGAUUCGAAUAAACUUUCACAAGCUCUAAGGUGAGAAAGCAGGUCACCAGCUGAUGAUGUCAUCAUAGCUACACAAGCUGAUCACGACCCCGCUAUAAAUAGUUUGCCUGCGCUUAUGAUGAUAAUAAUAUUACUAAUACUUGUUUGAUAUUCAAGUCACAAAAUGUCAAUGGAGUAUUGUUGACGCUUUUUGGAUGGUUAUUUAGAGGGCUUUAUUGGUUAUUGGAAUAGAUGACGUCCCCUUGACUCCAUUGUAAGCGGACUAUUUACGUUUAUUUUUGUGUUAGAAUGCACUAAAAAAACAAACAUCUUUUAGUCUCUCAUGAUGAUUGUGAACGAUAGGCAAAAUUUUAAAAAAAAGUGCAGUUCCCCUUUAAGACUUGGUUUAACUACAGAGGAAACCAAUGAGUAGCUUUAAAUGGUUCAUCAGUUUACACCACCAAAAAGUCUUAAUUCUGGGUUUUGGAAAUGGACUUUUGAGUUGUUUUGUUCUUUUAAAAAAGCGCGUUUGAGCCCUGAAUGAAGAGGACAUUACAAUAUUUCCAUAAGAACCAAAGCAGGGCUCAACAGAAAGAUCUAAAUUGUCUGGAUUAAAAAAAAAACCUUGUGUUGAGAUGAUUUAGUUAAAUUUUGUACUAAAAAAUAUAGUGAAACCUAACAUUUUUAACUGAAUUACAUCAGAUGUGUUUUAAUGAAGAAUCUUUUUUGCGAUAAAAGUUUUGCGAAACUUUAGGCGCCUUGGACAGCAAAGUAGUAUUUUUUCUGAAAAUGGUUUGAAUUUCAAAAUGUUCCACUUAAUGAAUAUUUUCCCUAUAAUUAGUCAGACUCUGAGAUGUAUGAAUUUAGUAUUAUUUAAAUUUGGAAAUGUAUUUUUCUCCCUUAAAUUGAGUAAUACUCCUGAGAACCAGUGUCCUCUGCAGUGGACAUCUGUGUUUUUUGCAUAAAGGUAAAAUGUGAAACUCGGACAAGAAAGGAAGCAAACACACGUUUCAGAGAAUACUGGUUCUCAGGAGGAACAUGUGGUUUACUGUUAAAUGUAUGUCAAAUCUGGAGGUCUGUUUUUUUUUCCACGAUCUAAGGUUGAACUCCAAAAUGCACAACUUUUCAGUUUAGAGGUGUUUGUUGAACUCCAAAAUGUAGGACUUCAGGAGCAUUUAAAUUUGGACGCCUAGUUGUACACUGGAUUUUGGUUUCAGCUCUGAAAUGUUCAACUUUAGAAUCAUAAAUUUCUUGAAUAUGUCGUUGAACUCCAAUGUAUCACCUCAGGUGUGUUCAAAUGUGGAAGUCUAUUUCCCCUCAAAAUUGGAUUGAACUCUAAAAUGUUCUACUUUACAGUCAAUGAUCCUGUUUUCCUGCUAAUUGUGGUUGAACUUAGACUAUUCUCUCUAUAAAAAAAUAUGUUCAGCCGCAAAAUGUAGUUGGACUCUAAAAUGUACAACCUUGUAGGCCUGUGGUGUCAAAGUCAAGGCCCACAGUCCAGAUCCGGCCUGCGAAUGAAUGAUCUAUGGCACCCGGGAAGAUAUUUGAUUAUUAGAACCGGCUCGCAGGCCACAGCCGCCUGCUGCUGUUUUGCACGCACCAAUACUCCAUCAGUGUUGGCGCUAGGAAUUUGCAAAAUGGGGGUCCCUGGGACCCCAUCAAGGCAUAAAAAUGGGGUCCCACAGUAAAUGUUUGGGGUCCCACUAUUUUGUAACCGUUUUGAAAACAAAUGAUAAAUGUAUGCAUUAUCCUGUUAUAUCUCACAUUCUAUAUUGUUUUGGAAAAAGGUUGUCAUAAACAUUACUUAAUUCAUUUAAAAAAAUAAUAAAAAAGAAAACACAUUUUUAUGCAUAUGCAAAUGUAUUCAGUUGUAAACAUUCAUUCACUUUCUUCUUUCCUUCAUGGAUCUAAACUUUACCGCUGCCGAUAUUUUGUUCUGUAUUUUUUUUGUAAUAUUUUCAGAAUGUGUUUGUUCUAUUUUUGGCGAAAGUAAGACAAAAAAACAAUCUGAAGUUGUCUUUAGUUUUUAGUUUUAAUGCCAUGAUUGUAAUAGUCCGGCCCACGUGUGCACAGAUUUUCCUCCAUGCGGCCCCUGAGCUAAAAUGAGUUUGACACCCCUGUCGUAGGCGAUCGACUAACAAACAGUUUUCCCAAAAAUGUGGUUGAACUCUGAAACACACAACUUCAGGGGCAUUCAACUUUAGAGGCGUAUUUUCCAAAAACAUUUUUGUUGAACUCCAAAAUGUAGGACUUCAGGAGCAUUUAAGUUUGGAGGCCUAUUUAUACACUCAAUAUUGAUUCAACUCUGAAAUGUUCAAAUUCAGAAUCAUAAUUUUCUUGAAUAUGUAGUUGGACUCCAUUGUAUCACCACAGUUGUGUUCAAAUUUGGGAAGUCUACUUCUCCCAAAACAUUUUGGAUUUAACUCUAAAAUGUUCAGAGUCAAUAGACUUGUUUCCCUGCCAAAUUUGGUUGAACUUGGAAGAAUUCUCAUAAAAAAAAGUUUUUCCGCCCCAAAACUUAGUUAGAUUCUAAAAUGUAGGCCAGGGUUCCGGAUGCUGCCCGCCAGCACAAACAAGUUAAAAAAAAAAAGUAGCUUUUUUUAAUUUUUUUUUUUUUUUUUUUUUUAAAUCUGUCCUACCUAAUCCAUUUUCUACAGCUUGUUACUCUCGGGGUCUCCUAGCCGCUCAGGCAAAUCAUAUUGUCUAAAAAUGCAUUUUCCCAUCGAUAACGUGACAUCAUCAGCAAAGUGCGCGCUCUUUCAGUCAAU
This is a messenger RNA of Nerophis lumbriciformis (worm pipefish), 7013 nucleotides long. RefSeq names its product parathyroid hormone 1 receptor (gene pth1r). The record is from RefSeq and is a predicted model, not a curated record. Gene Ontology annotation, cellular component: plasma membrane. NCBI's taxonomy places the organism in Eukaryota, Metazoa, Chordata, Actinopteri, Syngnathiformes, Syngnathidae. Gene Ontology annotation, biological process: adenylate cyclase-activating G protein-coupled receptor signaling pathway; intracellular calcium ion homeostasis; cell surface receptor signaling pathway. Gene Ontology annotation, molecular function: peptide hormone binding; G protein-coupled peptide receptor activity; parathyroid hormone receptor activity.